Clonostachys solani is the source of this 1239-nucleotide messenger RNA. Lineage: Eukaryota; Fungi; Ascomycota; Sordariomycetes; Hypocreales; Bionectriaceae. The record is from the annotation of a GenBank genome assembly.
AUGGAGUCUCAGGUGUACAUCCACUGGACCCUCCUUGGUAUCACAUUCGCUUUUGCAACCAUCGCAAUACUGCUGCGAGUAUUAAGCAGGGUUCUUACGCGUCUGAAGUUUUGGUGGGAUGAUUGGCUUGCCAUCACAUGCUACAUUAUCGACGUCGUAUGGCUGAUUAUUAUUAUCAUCUGGGUGCAGAAGGGGCUGGGGAAACACGUCCACGACGUGACAUGGGGUCCUAUUGAGGAUGUCCUCACGAUCAACAAACUGCUCCUCUACGUUGCCGAAUUAUUCUACGCCUUUGCACUCUUCUUCGGCAAGGUCUCUAUUUUGGCAUUCUACUGGAGAAUGUUCGGCGUCACGAAUAUCAAGCUUCCAAUCCAGAUCCUCUUGGGCUGUUCAAUCGUCUGGAUCAUCAUCAGAACUUUCAUGGGUAUAUGGCAUUGUGUUCCAAUCCAUGCUUUUUGGGAUUCCAAUGCCGGCGGAUACUGCGCUAUCGACGACUCAAAGUUCUUCUUUGGUACCAUUCUGGUUCACGUCUUGAUCGACUUGGCCAUUCUUUCAUUGCCCGUCAUGCAGAUCUACAAGCUCAACUUGCCGCUUAUGCAGAAGAUUGGUGUCAUGUUGAUGUUUGGGUUUGGUGUAUUCAUCUGUGUGGCUGCGGUUGCCAUUAUAGUUGAGUCUGUCAACUUCGACGCAAAAUCAAUCGACUUCACAUGGAACAUUAGCAGUAUUGUCUUCUGGGCCACAAUCGAGGUCCCUUGUUACCGUGUCAGGUAUUUUACUCCCCCCAUCCCGUCAUUCGCCAAUAGACCGUCCUUGCCUACCUUCCGACCAGCCUUGAACUUCAUCUUCAAACGCAAACUUCCCGGAAGUUCAGCUAUGGAGUCUGGAGGUGCUUCUCACGGGCUCUCCCACCGCGGCAGAAUCUCAACAAAAAACAUGACUGCGAUUCCCAGCGAAGCAGAUGAGACUGCGUCAACAUAUGAGCUUGCCGACGUUCUACAUGGAGAAGGCUCUUCGAACGGGGGAUUCGAGCACCACGCCAUCGACAAGCCGUUCGGCGUAGCUACGGUCAUCUCUGGAGAUACCCAGAGCAACAAGUUUCGUAAAGAGAGCCACGAUGAAGAGGGAAUUUUGGUUAAAAACACGAUGACGAUUAAGAUUUCACGAAGGGAAGAUAGCCCGACGAAUGAUGGCUUGGAGGAAGAUAAUGUCAAAAGGCAUUCCAGAAAGGAUUCCUACUAA